This is a messenger RNA of Drosophila subobscura, 2951 nucleotides long. Its product is annotated as myb-like protein A. The transcript is spliced from 3 exons. The record is from RefSeq and is a predicted model, not a curated record. NCBI's taxonomy places the organism in Eukaryota, Metazoa, Arthropoda, Insecta, Diptera, Drosophilidae. Bases 133 to 2748 code for a protein of 871 amino acids.
AUGCAGCCCUGACAGACGAUUGUGAAAAAAUUUGUGAAAAGUGUUUAUGAGGCCAGAAAAUCAUUAUAAAUAUUUAUAUUAAAGAAUUAGUAGCAUCAAAGUGGUUUCUGAAAAAAGCUAACUCGCGCAGUAAUGGACUUUCGCAACAAGAAUGAAGCUUAUGGCAUUGGCCAGCGUCGUGUGGGAAUCGGUAACUUAAGCGGCUCUGGCCCUGGUGCCGCGUUUUAUGCGCCAAACUUCGGCAACGAUGGUGGUGGCAUCAGCUACCACAACAACAACUUGCAGCUGGACCGCGGCAAUAAUCAAGGAUUCGGUAACAGGAAUUCAAGCCCGGAUAUGGGAAGCAACUUUGCUCGCAGUCGCCCCACAACCGACAACAAUUUUCCCUACAACGACAACAGUCGCCAGCGGGACUUGGAGAUGAUCUCGCGGGAUGCAGGCUCGAAUAACUAUACGCGGGGCAUGGAAAACCGCUCCAACUUCAAUUCCAACAACCAGAAUCAGCGCUACAGCAACUCCAACGAUAACUUUGGCGUUAGCCAGCAGCGUCGAGACUUUGACGACAAUUUCCGAGGAGUUGGCGGCCCCACGGGGCACUUGGGAGAUUCUCGGGAUCUGCCAAGCAAUUUUGGUAACUUUGGCCGCACUGACAGCAAUGAUGCGCCGAGCUUUGUCAAUCGGAAUUCGGUGAGUUCUAACUUCAAUUCCGAUUUUCGUAACUUGGACAACAACUACCGUGGGCCACAGUCGAGCACCAGCUUCGGCGACAACAAUGGGCGCUUCUACAAUGAUUCGCAACGGAGCCAGAAUCGUUCCACUAACGUUGGCCCCUCCAACGAUGUGGCCAACUUUAAUGACAAUUAUCGUGGCGCCCGCUCCCAAAACUUUGGGGAUCAGCAGCGCUCCAACUAUAAUGAUGCCGAUCGCAACUCUUAUGGCGUUGGCGGCGGCGGCAACUUUAAUGACAAUUUCCGUGGCAAUAAUUACGGAAACUCUGGCUCCAAUGUGGACAACUUUGGGCCUACUGGUUCCAGCUUUAACAACAACAUUGGCAUGAAUAAUGUCGGUCCAUCUGGUGGCAACUUUGGUGUCCAGAACAACAGCCGCAACUUUCCGCAGAACGAACGGCGCAGCUAUAACGAUGGCAACGCCCGGUCUUGGAACAACUCCAAUACGCAGCAAUCGUCUUUAUUCCAAGACUUGGGGUAUCAGGCGGUUAACAGCGGCAAUGGCAAUGGCAACGGGAAUGGAAAUGGCAAUGGCAAUCUGUCUCCCUGGGAGGCCAGCCAGAGGGCCUUCAACUCCAAGCGUAACCAGAAUUCACCCAAGAAGAAUCUGAACAACGGCGGCGUCAUCCGCAAACCGGCACCAGCACCAGCCAUUAAAAAUAUUCAAGGUAUUCGCAACAAUCCAAAAACUGUGGCCUUGAUCAGUGCCAAUGCGGCUAGAGUUCCAGCAGUACGGAAUCCCGUGGCUGCCACUGCCAAUCCACGAAUAGCAGGAGCCGGUCCUGCUGCCAAUCCACGCAUAGGAGGCGCCGGUCCUGUUGGCAACGCUCCACGCAAUGCCUCGGGUCCCGCACCCAAUGCCCAACGCAAAGCCGUCGCACGCGUACCUGGAACUGUGCAGAACCAACCAAUGAUUCCUUCACGCAAUCAAAUAAAGCUGCGCAACCUGAGACUCAAUCUAAGGAAGCCCAACAAUAUCGGACCGAAUCAGCCGGGCGCUGUCAUUACCAGUCGGAAUCCGCUGCCAGUCAGAGCCCAGAACGCAGUGCCGGCAAAGGGUCCGACAGUCGCUGGAGCAGCACCACGACCAGGACAAAAGCGCGCGGCAGCAGCCGCUGUAGCCCCAGCAGCACCAGCAGUCGGUUCGCCGCUUUCAAAGUCUGAGAGAAAGUGGCUAAAGGUGGCCCGCAAGCGUGGCUUCCUCAUGGGCGGAUUUAAGCUGCCAUAUAUUCUCAAUUUGGAUCCGAAGAAGCUGCCGCAGUUUGAGGACGAAUCGUAUGCGGUGGCCUUCUUCGAGCAGACCUUUAUCUACAGUACAAACCCAUAUGCCGGUGAGGAGGAGUUCACCGAGGCAGCGGUCGUUAUCAAUGAGGAUUCGGAUGAUGAAGAGCUCAAGGCUGCGCGUAAGAUACACAAGCGUUCCAGGAAACGUCUGCGCUCCGAUUUGGUGUCCGUACAUCAGGCAACCAGCAAAAUGGACUGGCCCAGCUGGUGGAAGGAUCACAAGCCACUUGGGGAGGAGAUCGACAAACAGCUGAAAGCCUGUGGCAAUCUCAAUUUGGAGCACAGUUUCUUGCCUAAUUUCCCGAAGCUAACCACCGCGCAGGUGAUCGAUGCUGUCAUCAAGCAGGCCCACUUUGGCUUGGAGAAGAAUACAGAUGUGCCCUUCGACACCAUGAAGACGAUUUUCACGCUGAUGAAUCUAACCUUUUUGGAGAACCUGACGGACGCGAACAAGGAGGAAGUCCAAAACAUUAUACGCAACAUACCCAAUGCCCUUUGGGUACACAAGAUGCGCACCAUGAUCAAUCUGUGGGCCAAAUACAAGCAAGUGUCGGAGCCAUCGACAGCCACAGAGGCUGAGGCCAAGGAGGAGCAUAACCGUCAGCAGCAGGCCACGGCCCGUGAAUGGAAGAGUCCCGGCUUCCACUGGGUGGCCAAGCAAGCCUUUGAUGAACUUGUGUCUAUUAGCGCAGCCGAGUGGAAUGAGCACACCACACUCUUUCCGAAACUAGAUUAAUCCCAAUCCCAUACCAUCCACACACAUCCCGACACUGACAAUGACACUUAUCCAAAACUCAGCAGAGCAGAUUCACUUGCUUGCAUGCAUUCAGAUUGUACGAAUGAAAUUUACAAACAUGUAUUCAUGAAAAUCCUAUGAAAACAAUAGGAAUUAGCUUGUAAUUAGAUCAGAUUGAUUGAACAAAUAAAAUACCGACCCAC